AUGCCGAACAGGUGCGACGUCUCCGCGGGAGGCGCCAAGGCUUCGGAAAUCCAGGAACUCGCGCCGCGCCGGCCUUGCGUAGCUGCCGCCGCCACUGCUCGAGUCGCGGCCGACGCGGCUGCGGAGACGAGCGGCUUGGAAGCUCGCACGCCGUUGCUCAUGAUCGCUGCGUUUCGACGUCUCUUGGAUCGUCGGUUCGUGACAGCCGCGGCCAAUAGGAUUCCCGAGGGGGGAGCGGGUAAGGGGAUGAGGACGGAUGGGAAAGACGGAAAGGAUGGGAAGGACGGGGAGCACUCGAGAACGCAUUCGAUGAAAAAAAAGAUGGGAUCGGUGCUCGGAUGGGCGGCCCGGAUUCUCCCGCAGUCCACCAGUGGCGGCAAAGGGCUCGGCGCGGAGCGACGGAGCGAGAGCGAGGUGGAGCGGCGCGUGGUGGAGGCGCUGCGGCGGCGGAGAGAGGAGGAGGAAGCGUCCGGGAAGAAGCGCAUCGUGCAUUUCAACACGCUGGUGAUGAAAUUCGCCAAGUCGGACGAGGCGUUCAAGCAGAUCCGCAAGCAGUUCGACCAGUACGGUGCGCGCACGAUUCCUCAAGACAAGCACGCGAGCCAAGCGAUCGACCUGGAAGAGCUGACGGCAUGUUCCCGCCUUCCCCUUCCCCACCAACCACCCCUCCCCCGCCAUCCCCUCCCUCCCCCGCCAUUUCCCCCCUCCCCCUCUCCUUCCCUCCCAACAGACAAGGACGCUAGCCAGUCGAUCGAUCUGGAGGAGCUGUCGACGUACAAGGACGCGAGCCAGUCGAUCGAUCUGGAGGAGCUGCGGACGUGUCUGUCGGCGCUGGGCGUGCGGAUAGAGGAGGAGGAGGUGAUGCAGCUGUACCGCGAGGCGGACAUGGACUGCUGUGAUGGCAUGCACUUCAAAGAGUUCAUCCUGCUGCUCGCGCUGCUCUACCUGCUGCAACCAAACGCGCACUUCGGCCUGCCAGAGGUGGAGGAGGCGUUUGGGCUGAUAGCAGACGCGUUCAACUUCUUUGACACCACGGGGGAGGGCUUCCUCACGCAGGCGAAGGUGCAGGCCGCCAUGAGCAGCGGCAGAGACUCCUCGCCCAGCCGCAUCGCCGGGCAGAGAUUCGCUGAGAUGGACUACAACACGGACGGGCAGUGCACGUUCAAGGAGUUCCUGUUCGCGUAUGUGGGGUGGGUGGGCACUGCAGAGGAGGAGGAGGACGAGGAAGAGGAGGAAGAGAAGGAGGAGGAGCGCAGCAAAACCCCUAAAACCCCGAAAACCCCCAAGUCCCCCAGCAAGUCUCCCAAGUCUCCGAAGUCGCCCCGCACUCCCAGGCAUUCGGGGGGGCAUAGAUGA
This is a messenger RNA of Closterium sp. Naga37s-1, 1356 nucleotides long. Lineage: Eukaryota; Viridiplantae; Streptophyta; Zygnematophyceae; Desmidiales; Closteriaceae. The record is from the annotation of a GenBank genome assembly.